AUGGACUUCCUCUCCGAUACCGAAUACAGCUGCCUUCUUUGCGAGAAGAGGUUAAAUGUCUACGACGCUCGCCAAUGCUCCGACUGCGGCGGGAAAGGGGAUCAGUUCGAUCCCUAUUAUUGUAUCACUUGCGAAGAGGAAAACUGCACGACCAAAAGAUUCUGUAAAUUACAUGAAACCUGCUGGGAUAAACAUCUUCCCAGGGCAGCAAAACUCGCACAAGCUCACCAAAUGGUUGACCCGCUUUCACAAUUACUCGUCGAGGCUAUCACUCACUCGGAAGCCAAUCCCCAGAAGCAAAAGAAGAUGCACCAGAGGGAUGAAGAAGCUCGAUGGUUCAAUAUGAGACGGGACCACACGAUAGGCAAACCGGAACUCUACGUCUAUGAUCGCUUCAUUCAGCUCUGCGACCCGUCUAGGUCUGGAAACAGAGCUACUAAGCGUCAUUAUCCCAGUUUCGUCUCGUUCGUAGGUGACACUUCAGCUGGGAAGUCCACUCUCGUCCGGGCCAUGCUUCUUAUGGGAAUCGUGAAAUCGUCGCCAUUCCUUUCUUCCGAAAAUGGCCGGGGUGCUGCUCAGAAUGGUGAGGCUCUGGUUGAUGUGGUCAAACGAAUGAACGAGAGGGGGAAUGAUGGACCUGUUACUCGUUCAGGGAACAUCAACCACUUGACAGAUCCCACAACGUUGGGUGUCCACUUGUAUCUAGAUCAAGGAACUGCGAUGGAACCUGGUGACUCAUCUGCACCAAUACCAGAUGCGCAGUAUCCGAUUCUCUUCUCUGACUGCGAAGGCUUUGGAGCCGGAGAGGCCAUGACCAAUGCGGAAAAAAUGGAGUCAGUGGAUGAAAUCCCUGACUUGCGAGGAAGAGAGUUUGGGGUCUCCCGCAACCGAUCGCCCUCAAGAAGAGAUCAGUUAGCGCUUCAGCUCCAAGUCAAACCCCACUGCUACAGUCGUGGCAAGGAAGGAGUUGAUCUCUUCUACGCCAGAUUUCUCUAUGCCAUCAGCGACGUCGUUGUUUUCAUCACAAAAGAAGACCAGAGGAUCCGAAGCGAACUUGUCCGUGUCUUAGAAUGGGCUUCGAAGGCUGUUCACAAGUCCGUCAACCACCCUUCUCGGAAGACACUGAUCAUUGUCCGACACAUGGCAAGCAUCCAUGAGCCAGCUCUCUAUGAUGCCGAAGAUUUAGGACGACGGUAUCUCUAUAGCGACCCUGACAAACACCUGUGGGAAGAAUCCACAAUUCUAAAAGAAUUCGUGGAAGACUAUAACAAUACAGUUGCCAGGUAUGACUUGAGAAUUACAAGCAACGACAGGCUCUACAGAGCACUUUUUACCAAAAUCACUUGUUGUUACAUUCCCAACAAAGUCAAAGUCAAGGGAAGACCACAGGAGCUGUACAAACAAUAUCGAGCUUUACGAUCUCUGAUCGAGUCCUCCGUCAGAGAGGGACUGAGUCUCAGAGCAGAGAGCGUCAUGCAGUACAAUGUCCCGGCAUUAUCUCACAUUCUCACUCGAGCUUUUGAACACUUUGCAGCAUCCGAAAACCCGUUUGACUUCUACCUCGCUGCUCGACUAGAUAACCCAAAUCCUCAGUCAAUGCAAGACCACAUUGCGAACUUCCUGCGGCAUGCCUUUGAAUGUGGAGGAGACAUUCAAACGGUAAAUGACAUGGUUAUCAAGAUCGUUUCCAUUGCGCUUCUCAUCUAUACACACCACAAUUUUCGGCUAGCACCAAAUCCUGCCGAGAUAUUUGAUCGUGACUUGUUGGAGAUCUGGACUCGCUCUGUCGAGAUCUAUCGAAAGGAGUACGAAAAAUGCGCAUUUCCAUUUCGUGACGGCCCGUGUACUUCUCGACCGGCAAAACUUCACCAUCAGCACACUUCAGCAAAGGGUCAGUUCCAACCCGGUCCUUUCCAGCAUGAAAGGGAGUGGAGCUCAACUCGAAGGAACGAAUGGGUAAAUAACCUGCGUAAAGCAUUCUCGGAUUCUUAUGAAAAGAUCUUCUUGGCAAAAUAUCAGACGGGACCUUCCACCACAAUCGAAGAACGUGUGGCUAAUGAACUCAGUCUGAGCAAAGAACCGACUGGGACUCCCACUACAAUCGAAGGACGUCUUGCUGCUGAACGUAAUCUUAGUCGAAAAGGCUACUAUGAGAUAUGGAAGAAAAUAAAAAGUAACAAGACUUGUCUUUCUUGCCUCCAAGCCGUACCCGACCAUGUUCUACGCUGCGGGCAUUCUUAUUGCCCUCGGUGUGUCCAAGAGCUUGGAACGCCUUCCUCAGCUUCAGAAUGUGCAUGGAUAAUGCACUGCUGGCUCUGCUGGGAAGAAAAGGGAGAGAGCCCACAUCAAAUACAGCUGAAACCUAGAUGCGCUGGCGCAAGGAUUCUGACGCUUGAUGGAGGGGGAAUUCGCGGUAUCAUUGAGCUCUCAGUGUUGCAAGCUCUUCAUAAAGAAGUAGGUUUAGGGGAAGCUUUCUCUCUCAGAGAUAUGUUUGAUCUCAUCGUUGGCACUUCAACGGGUGGCAUCAUCAGCUUAGGACUGGCGAUGUCGAAUGCUUCCAUCGCCGACAUGGUUGCAUUCUUCACUGGGGCAUCAGAGAAAACGUUCUCUAAAACAACCGCCGGGAUAAUCUCCCGAAUCGGACCACUCAAGAAGCUAACAACAUACACUCUCAUGAUUCUUCGACUUACUGAGAGUGUUUUCUCAUCAGAAUCACUGAAGAAUAGUAUCAAAACCUUCUUCGAGGAAUACCAUCCUUCCGACACAAGUCUUUUCGCACCCGCGCUUCACAGCCAGCCCUCGAGUGCUCGCGUUGCAGUCACAUCUGCCAAGGACCUGGGACAAACAACUUGCUUGAUCACCAGCUACAACCACCCACUGGGCAACCCAGCCAACAAUCUUGAACGAGAAGAAGAUUCCGAGAAAGACAUGAAGAUCUGGGAAGCUGCGCUCGCCACCUCCGCCGCUCCCUUCUACCUGCCACCAUUCGAGAAGAAAGAGACGAACACGCAAUACGUUGAUGGCGCAGUAUACGCUAAUUGCCCUGCAGAAGUGGCAUACGGCGAGCUGGAGAAGCUCUGGCCAGAUAAGGGCGCCUCUCUGGACUACCUCGUCUCACUUGGAACCGGGGACCAGAAAGCAAAGGAUGCUGAGGCUCCUACACUCGUGAAUCUGGGCUUCUUUAUCUCGGUUCGAGCCAUGUUUCAGAGACAGCUGGAUUCGAAAAGCUCGUGGGCGAAGUUCGAGCAGCAGACUACUCCAUUCAAUGUUCGAUCAAGGCUCCAUCGCCUCGAUCCUCCUUUGCAAGGGGAGCAUGUAGAACUGUACGAGUACAAAAGACUGCAGGAGCUCAAGGAUCUGGCCACAGAAUGGACGAAAACCACAGCAGCGACGAGAAUCCAGGAACUUGCAAAUACUCUCAUUGCGAAUUUGUUCUUCUUCGAACCAGAUGAUAUCGAGGCUGCACACUCGCCGAUCGCAUCUCAAAGACUCCGCCCUGACCCGUCCUGUAUAGAAUUAGCGGGCUCCAUCCGCUGCCGUCUCAGUCAUGAGAGUCCUCAACUGGAGAAACUCCUCGGCGAAAUGGUUGAGGGGUUCUAUUCUUCCGCGAUGAGCUCGGACAACACGGCGGACGUAGGAAGAAUUCAGAAUUGGACGAAAGUAGAUCAUCCGCCGAGACAGGAAAGCUUGCUCGACGUUGUGGGCUUGGAACCUCAACAUCGAGGCAAUGAUGCUAAGAAGAAGUUCCGUCUACCGUUCACAUUUUUAGUCAAGAAGCAUAACAGCGUGUUUCAGGUACUGGCAAUAAAAUUGAAACGGAGUGAAAAGAAAAUUGCAAUUAGCGGGUUCCCAUCGACGAUUGAUGAUCUCCAGAGGAGGUCGAAAAUGAAGUGGCUGCAGUAG
This is a messenger RNA of Hyaloscypha bicolor E, 3903 nucleotides long. RefSeq lists its product as uncharacterized. The transcript has 4 exons. Gene Ontology annotation, biological process: arachidonate metabolic process. The record is from RefSeq and is a predicted model, not a curated record. Gene Ontology annotation, cellular component: membrane. Bases 1 to 3903 code for a protein of 1300 amino acids. Lineage: Eukaryota; Fungi; Ascomycota; Leotiomycetes; Helotiales; Hyaloscyphaceae.